AUGACGCUAAUAACCCAAGGCGCCGAAGCCCACCUCUACAAAACCACCUUCCUAACCCCCCACCACCCCGCCGCCCUAAAAAUCCGCCCCUCGAAACCCUACCGCCACCCGAUUCUCGAUCGUCGAUUGACGCGUCAACGCGUCCUACAAGAAGCCCGGUGCUUGGCGAGACUUGUCAGAGAGGGAGUGAAUGUUCCGGCUGUGUUGGGGGUGGAUUGGGAUGUUAAUUCCAGUUCAAACAUAUCUUAUACUGGAGAUGGGAAUGGGGAAGGGAAUAAGGGUGCGGGUGUGGGCGCCGCAUGGCUUCUCAUGGAAUGGAUACCCGGGGAUGUGAUCCGGGUGGUUAUUCAGAAAUGGGAGGGGGUUUUGAACCGGACGCAGGGUGAAGAUGCAGAGGCGGGGGAAGAGAAGGAGGUUGGGGAUUUGCUUCGACGGGUUGGAGGGGCGGUGGGGGCGUUGCAUAAGGCGGGGGUUGUGCAUGGGGAUUUGACGACGAGUAAUUUGAUUCUCCGACCAAAGGGAGCCUCACUGGAGGAGAUAGGGGGGAAAGGGGAAGGGGAAGGGGGAAAGCCCAAUAUGGACGGUGAUAUCGUGUUGAUUGAUUUCGGACUCGCCAGUCAGAGUAUUCAGGAUGAGGAUCGGGCGGUGGAUUUGUAUGUUUUGGAACGGGCGUUUGGGAGUACGCAUCCCCGGACGGAACCGUUGUUUGGGGAGGUGUUGGAGGGAUAUCGUGGGAGUUAUCGCGGGGCGGGGUCGGUGUUGAAGAGGUUGGAGGAUGUGAGGAUGAGGGGGAGGAAGAGGAGUAUGCUUGGUUGA
Messenger RNA from Aspergillus sclerotioniger CBS 115572, 816 nucleotides. It is a transcript of the gene bud32, whose product is annotated as serine/threonine protein kinase BUD32. NCBI's taxonomy places the organism in Eukaryota, Fungi, Ascomycota, Eurotiomycetes, Eurotiales, Aspergillaceae. Gene Ontology annotation, biological process: protein phosphorylation. The record is from RefSeq and is a predicted model, not a curated record. The transcript has a single exon. Gene Ontology annotation, molecular function: ATP binding; protein serine/threonine kinase activity. Gene Ontology annotation, cellular component: nucleus; EKC/KEOPS complex; cytosol. Bases 1 to 816 code for a protein of 271 amino acids.